Molecule: messenger RNA, 252 nt
Organism: Penicillium daleae
Lineage: Eukaryota; Fungi; Ascomycota; Eurotiomycetes; Eurotiales; Aspergillaceae
Exons: 1
Coding region: 1-252 (83 amino acids)
Biological process (GO): RNA processing
Molecular function (GO): ribonuclease III activity
Source: RefSeq, a predicted model, not a curated record
AUGUCCCCAUUUACGACAGCCGAACGCAUCCGCGCCGUGGAAGUCAUUAUCAACUAUGCGUUUCAUGAUAAAUCUCUUCUUGUGAAGGCCCUGGAAGCUGCCGGGGCCACCAUGGCCAGCCAGGGCAAUAAGCGGCUUGCGCUGAUCGGGGAUGCCGCCCUGAGGCUCGUUCUUUAUGAGUUUGGUUAUGAAGACGAAGCCUCCAUUCGUGAGGGCCUUCAAUAUUUAAUUCUUUUUUCAUUCCUUGUCUGA